AUGCCUGCGCCAAAGAGAAAGAUGGAACCCGAGACCAAAUACUACGCCGUGCGUGCCGGCUACAAGCCCGGCGUUUACACCAGCUGGGCCCUUUGCCAGCAGCAAAUCACCGGCUUCAAGGGUGCCCAGUUCAAGUCGUUCACGAGCUACGAGGACGCUUCCGCAUUCGCCGCUGGCCGGCCCGUCGCCUCUGCCACCUCGACUUCAUCACCUUCCAAGUUCUACGGCGUCGCCGUCGGUCGCACGCCCGGUGUCUACACAGACUGGUCCAUUGCCCAACAGGAGGUGGUGGGCUGGAAGAACCCCAAAUACAAAAAGUUCGAGACCCGCGCCGAGGCCGAGGAAUUCGUGCGCCAAUGGAGUGGCAAGCCGUCCUCCCAAGCCGUCAAGGUACCACAAGUGGACGAGACGGAUGACCUGCAAGUCAUUGCUCUGGAAGGGCCAGCGAAGAGCUCUAGGAAAGCUAGGAAAACCGGGGCCACGCAGUCUGCUCACCAGGCUCAGGAAGCCCUUGAUGAUGCUAGCAAGCCCGUCAUCAUCUACACGGACGGCAGCGCCAGAGGCAAUGGCAAGGUCGGUGCCAUGGCGGGGGUGGGUGUCUAUUUCUGCGGUGGUUUCAGGGAAAACAUCUCCGAAAGACUCCAAGGCCCCGUCCAAACGAACCAACGCGCCGAGUUGACUGCCGUCCUACGAGCACUGGAAGCCAUUCCGGACACGCAAAAUUGCGAGCUCCGCACCGACAGUCAAUACACAAUCAACUGCGUGACGUCGUGGUACAAAAAGUGGAUGAAGAACGAGUGGAGGAACGCCAAGGGGGAGGAGGUCUCCAACCAGGAUCUGAUUGUGGCCAUCCGCAAGAAGAUCGACAUGCGCGAUAGGAAGGCCGCCGAGACCAAGUUCGUCUGGGUUAAGGGGCACGGGACGGACGAAGGCAACAUCGCUGCGGAUAUGCUGGCGGUCAAGGGCGCGACAAUGAUGUUCUGAUGAUACCCAUUUCUUAUUUUCGGUUUGUUGGUUUGUUUGCACUUGAUCUCUACUUAUCCUUACUUGCCUGGCGCCAUGGGUAACUGGAAUGCGGGUUCGUUAGCAAGGUCGUGGUAUACAUAUUGAAGCGAUGUUCCUUGGAAGGGCGGCUGACGGCUUAUGUACAGUCUAUGGUAUUUUUGAUAAUCUGCGAUGUGUUGAUAUGGUGCUAUGAUGUUGGCUGGAGCAGCCAUGGACUUACAAUUCAAGUCUCGGUUCAUGAC
Neurospora tetrasperma FGSC 2508 is the source of this 1247-nucleotide messenger RNA. RefSeq lists its product as uncharacterized. The coding region runs from base 1 to 984 and encodes 327 amino acids. The record is from RefSeq and is a predicted model, not a curated record. Gene Ontology annotation, molecular function: RNA-DNA hybrid ribonuclease activity; nucleic acid binding; magnesium ion binding. Gene Ontology annotation, biological process: DNA replication, removal of RNA primer. NCBI's taxonomy places the organism in Eukaryota, Fungi, Ascomycota, Sordariomycetes, Sordariales, Sordariaceae. The transcript has 2 exons.